AUCGUUUUCAUGGCUGACUGAGUCAGUCAUCCUGAGAUGCGAGUAGUAGCCAGAAAUCACUCUCACAAAAAUUUGAACACUGUUUGAGAUAACGGUAUUCACCCGGUCUCCACAUAGCUUUGCAAACUCAACCCCAAUUUUAAGCAGCAGCAACAAUGGGCAGCUUUCUUUCCUCUUUGGUGUUGACUUCAUGCCUCCUUUUCGCCACCUGCCCUGAUGCCAACUCCUUUGAAGCACGCAGGGAACUUCGGACCAUGGUUCGCGAGCUUCACCUUCGCGAUCGCGGUAGCACCACCAAGAACAUGAUCGCACGGGGCCUAGGAUGUCUCACUGCCAGUUCCAUCAAUCAUCAAAUUGACACGGCCAAGAUGCAUUCAAAGUUUACUUCCUAUGGAUUAUUCCAGGUGGUGGAAGUUUCCUCGAACCCAUCCAUUUGGUCCAACCAUCGAAAAAUGGAAUGGAUCGGGAUCUGCGGAUCAUGGUGGCCGUUGUUCUCGGUGGGAUUCCAAUUGAUCGAUUGACGCGACGGGCAAACCGAGACGUGACAACAAUAGAUCUUGUAGAUUCGAUUCAACCUCUAUAGCCAGACAAAUUUAAAGUUUGCAAAAA
Molecule: messenger RNA, 609 nt
Organism: Seminavis robusta
Lineage: Eukaryota; Bacillariophyta; Bacillariophyceae; Naviculales; Naviculaceae
Source: the annotation of a GenBank genome assembly